AUGCGCAAGCUUGAAGUAGAGUGGCACUUCAACCCCCCUAAGGCGAGUCACUACGGAGGUGUCUGGGAACGCAUGAUUCGUUCCAUUCGUAAGAUUCUGCGCGUUCUGCUGGGUAAUCAAGUGGUGGAUGACGAGACGCUGUUGACUGUUAUGACAGAGGUUGAAAAGAUCUUGAAUGACAGACCGCUGACUCGUGUUAGUGAUGACCCUAACGAUCUGGAGCCCCUGACGCCCAACAAGUUGCUUCCAGUCUACCGGAACGCCUGUAAUGCACCUGUUGAUCCCUCAUUCGACAGGUUUACGCGACGCUGGAGACAGGCUCAGUACCUGUGCAACAUAUUCUGGAGGCGUUGGCUUCACGAGUAUCUGCCUGCAUUGCAAGAGCGCCAGAAGUGGCUUCACCCACGCCGCAAUCUUGUUGCUGGAGAUCUCGUUCUUCUUGCUGACGAGUCUUGCCCCCGUGGGCAGUGGCCUCUUGGUUUAGUCCAAGAGACCUUCCCCAUUGAUUCGGACACGUCCGACAAGCGACUGUGA
This is a messenger RNA of Nematostella vectensis (starlet sea anemone), 534 nucleotides long. RefSeq lists its product as uncharacterized. Gene Ontology annotation, molecular function: nucleic acid binding. The record is from RefSeq and is a predicted model, not a curated record. The transcript has a single exon. The coding region runs from base 1 to 534 and encodes 177 amino acids. NCBI's taxonomy places the organism in Eukaryota, Metazoa, Cnidaria, Anthozoa, Actiniaria, Edwardsiidae.